AUGCCUAGUGCAGUCCGCCCACGCUCCCCUAGCCCCGUGCGCGCUUCCAAGAAGGUCAAGCCAGACGCUACGUCGUCUAUCCAGCUGCCUGCUGGUGCUGAGCGCGCUGCUCUCCACGAGAGCUACAACGCGGAGACCCCGUACAAGCACAUUGUUGUACCGGGACUUCUGAGUGACGAGCUGCUCGAGGCGGUCGUCCAGGAGACCACCACCUAUGGUGUUCGUGGAGAGGAGGGCAGCAUCCCCGGCUGGGGAUGGGAGCCUAAGGAGACGGACAUUUACAAGAUUCAGCAAACCCCUGACCUGACAUCGCUUGACCCCGAGCACCUCCCCGAGGAGUCCCUUGCAGCUCUCCCCGACGUCACCCGUCUCAAGGAGUCUCUCUACUCGCAGGAGUUCCGUGACUUUGUCCGCGACGUCACCGGCUGUGGUCCUCUGUCCGGCAAGAAGACCGAUUGCUCGGUUGGCCUCUACACGCAGGGUUCCCACCUCCUCCUCCACGACGACUCGAUCUCGACGCGCGUCAUCUCCUACAUUCUCUAUCUCCCCAACUCGCCCCUCGAUGCUCCCGAGUCUGACUUGACCAAGGUCGCCGAUAACGGCAAGUUCUCCAAGGGCUGGGACCCCAAGUGGGGUGGCUCCCUCGAACUCUUCCCCGUCGAGAACGGCGAGGAGCGCGGUCUGCCUGGACCCAAGGCCGUCAAGAGCAUCCCUGUCAAGUGGGGCCAGAUCAUCUUCUUCCAGGUCCAGCCUGGUCGCAGCUACCACUCGGUCGAGGAGGUGAUCGUCGGCGACAACAGGAAGCGUCUGGGCGUCAGUGGCUGGUUCCACCGCCCUAUCGAGGGUGAGGAGGGCUUUGGCGCGUACAACGACGAGAAGACUCGCCAGGCUACCCUCUCGUCGCUCGCCCAGAUCACCUCCGCACCCACUCUCCCCAUCGUUCCCUACACUGCCGACCCUCCCGCCGGCCUCAGCUCGGCUCACGUCAAGUUCCUGUCCCCCUUCAUCGCCCCUUCCUACCUCACCACCCAGACUCUUGAGAAGCUUGCCGGCCAGUUCGUCCCCGAGUCCCAGAUUGUCCUCCACAACUUCCUCCAUCCCGAGCUGGCGGACAAGAUCAAGGGCGAGACCGAGGCUGCCGACAAGCGCGACUAUGGCGAAUCAAAGCUCAUCCCCGCCCAGGGAUGUGGCGAGGGUGACGGUUGGGAGCUCCAGGGUCCCAGCUCGAAGCACCGCUACGUCUCGCUUACCGGUCCCUCGCAGUCGACCCCGGCGCUCCAGACCGUGAUGGACAAGCUCCUCCCCUCCGAGGCGUUCCGCGCAUGGCUCUCGGUUGUCUCGUCGCUCGCCCCCACGGGCCACCGUUCCGAGGCCCGCCGCUUUCGUCGCGGUCUCGACUACACCCUUGCUGCCGGCGAGGACCGCGCCGGUGAGGUUCGCCUUGACGCCUACCUCGGCCUGACGUGGUGGGGUGACGUCCAGUCUGGUUCCGACGAGGAGGAGGCUCUCUUCGAGCACGGCGGUUGGGAGUGCUACCUCGCUGCCCCUGAUGAGAACGAGGACCCCGAGACCUACCAGUCCGAGCUGGCCAAGCGUGCCGCCAAGGCCAAUGAGGAGGCGGGUGAAGACGAUGUUCCCAAGGAGGAGGCAGAGGCCAAGGUCGACGAGGCCAAGGAGGCCGAGCCUGAGGCUUCGGCGUCCAAGACCUCUGCUGCCGAAAAGGCCAAGGAUGUGUCCAUUUCGAUGGGCGGCGUCGAGCUUGAGUUUGACCCUGACCAGUUCUCCGACGGCGACUUUGACACCGACUCGGAAGGCGGCGACGACGGUGAGCCCCUUCUCACCCUUCCUGUUGGCUGGAACAAGCUCCUCCUCGUCCUCCGUGACCCAGGAGUCAUGCGUUUCGUCAAGUACCUCUCGGCCGCUGCUCCUGGAUCCCGUUGGGAUGUCGGUGGCGAGUGGGAGGUCGGCAUGCUGGAAGAGGAUGACGACGAAGAGGAUGUUGAGGAGGACAAGAAGGAGGCCUAG
Apiotrichum porosum is the source of this 2025-nucleotide messenger RNA. RefSeq lists its product as uncharacterized. Gene Ontology annotation, molecular function: iron ion binding; peptidyl-proline dioxygenase activity; L-ascorbic acid binding. Lineage: Eukaryota; Fungi; Basidiomycota; Tremellomycetes; Trichosporonales; Trichosporonaceae. The record is from RefSeq and is a predicted model, not a curated record. Bases 1 to 2025 code for a protein of 674 amino acids. The transcript has 4 exons. Gene Ontology annotation, biological process: peptidyl-proline hydroxylation; regulation of translational termination. Gene Ontology annotation, cellular component: cytoplasm.